CCUCGUUAAGCUCAUUUCUCUUUCAACUUCUGCCAACUUCUGCAAAGUUUCCAAAUAUAUAUAGUAUAUCUUAACUUUCCUCCUAAUUUCUACACAAUCCCUCUGAAUCUUUUGUAACCUUAACUAUAUACUAUCCAUUUUCAGUCCAUGUUAAUUUUCACAGGUGAAGAGAAAUUAAUUAAGAGAAUCAAAUUAUGGGGUUGAACAAUGGGUCCAGUUUUUUGGCUGAUUUCGUGAGGCAGUGCGGUGGGUGCGCGGUGAUAGACGGUGGACUUGCGACAGAGUUGGAAAGGCAUGGUGCUGACUUAAAUGAUCCUCUUUGGAGUGCUAAAUGCCUUGUUAGCUCUCCUCAUCUUAUUAGAAGGGUGCACCUAGAUUACCUGGAAGCUGGUGCCAACAUUAUAAUUUCUGCAUCUUAUCAGGCAACACUUCAGGGAUUUGAAGCCAAGGGAAUAUCAAGGGAAGAAGGUGAAGCAUUACUUAAAAGAAGCGUGGAGAUAGCAUGUGAAGCGCGAAACAUAUAUAAUGAUAGAGCUGGCAAAGGUUCUUGGGAUGAUUUUGGUGAUGGAACCGAUUUGAAACGCAAACCGGUAUUGGUUGCAGCGUCUGUGGGAAGCUAUGGAGCUUAUUUGGCUGAUGGUUCUGAAUAUAGUGGAAUUUAUGGUGAUGCAAUUAGUGUGAAAACACUUAAAGAUUUUCAUCGAAGGAGAGUUCAGGUUCUUGCAAAUUCAGGUGCUGAUUUGAUUGCAUUCGAGACAACUCCGAACAGAAUGGAAGCUCAGGCUUAUGCUGAGCUUCUUGAGGAAGAGGCGAUUAACAUUCCAGCCUGGUUUUCCUUCAGUUCUAAAGAUGGUACCAAUGUAGUCAGUGGUGAUUCUAUGGUAGAAUGUGCUUCGAUUGCUGAUUCGUGUAAGCAAGUUGUUGGAAUUGGAAUCAAUUGUACCCCUCCAAGAUACAUUCAGGGACUGAUCCAAUUGAUCCGACAGGUAACAAGUAAACCAAUACUUGUAUAUCCUAACAGUGGUGAGACUUAUGAUGGUGAAAAGAAGGAAUGGGUGGCUUCAACGGGUGUUGCAGAGGAAGACUUCGUGUCAUACGUGGACAAGUGGUGCGAUGCUGGAGCGUCUCUCGUGGGGGGUUGCUGCAGGACCACCCCAAAAACCAUUAGAGCCAUUUCCAAGGUUCUCUCCAGCAGGUCUCACAGGGUUUAAACUAAGUGUUCGGGGCUAAUAUGUUGAAUUAUGGAGAACUAAAAGGCUUAAAAUGUUGCUCCAAGUUUGUACCAUCUAUGCGUAUGGCUUUUGUAAAACAGAACAAUGUUUAUAAUGUUAUGUAUUUUUAUCUUCGUUUU
Lycium barbarum (goji berry) is the source of this 1351-nucleotide messenger RNA. RefSeq names its product homocysteine S-methyltransferase 2-like. Gene Ontology annotation, molecular function: S-adenosylmethionine-homocysteine S-methyltransferase activity; zinc ion binding. The transcript is spliced from 7 exons. The record is from RefSeq and is a predicted model, not a curated record. Gene Ontology annotation, biological process: S-methylmethionine cycle. Lineage: Eukaryota; Viridiplantae; Streptophyta; Magnoliopsida; Solanales; Solanaceae. Bases 195 to 1211 code for a protein of 338 amino acids.